AUGCCGCAGAAGAAAUCAGGGAAACGACUUAUCAAUGCUCAGCUCCCAUUGAAAAGGCAAGAUGCCAAGCAGCAGGAGGUUUCUUGUCUCCCAGCUGAGGAAUGGGGCUUACGGGCAUUGGAUGCUGUUGAGGUGACUGUCCAGUCCAGAAUCCUCGAGACCGAGAUUACGCGCACGUUGCAGGCAGACGGUGCCGGUGAUGCGCCAGCACCAGAGCCACGCAGUGGAGAGCCUCAGUUCAUCCCUGCAAAUCCAUGUGCGGUAGCUCAAGCCACUGGGUGGCGGCUGCUGACGCGCUCCGAUGAAUCAGGUGUGGAGGUUGAGAGGAUGUUGCAGCUUGAUCCAACAGCCACGGAUCUGGCAUCAGGGGAUCGGUCGUGCUGCCCAGCAAGUGCAGCUGCGGUGGCGGAGCCCAACACGUAUGGUAUCAUUGAAUUCAAAAGCUCCCACAUGCACGAUGAAAAGAAGCACGAUCCUGCCAUCGCCCGAAGCAGCCAGGGCAGCAUUGAAGAGCAGCAGGUGGCUGAUGUUGACAUCUGGGCUUCUCCUGCUUUCACCGAUGUGACACACGAUGGUUCAGAGGACUCGGUUGCACUGCAGUCGAGUCCGACAACAUCUCCGGCAGCAAGUUCAGUGCAUGGAGCACCAUCUCAGAAUGUGCAGCCAGAUGGCACCCUCCCUUUCCAGGUUGAGCCUGGUGUUGAGUACGAUCGAGGCUGGGUCAAAUACAAGGACCCAGAAGGCGGAGAAAUCUGGUUCCACAAUGAACACACGGAUGACUACUUCUUUGCUCAGUACAGCCGUCAGUGGGGUUGGCUGCCCUACGAAAGCAACAUUGGGCAGCGGUGGUGGUGGCACGACAAACGCAAAAUCUUCUUCUUCGAAGGCCUGAAGUAG
Messenger RNA from Symbiodinium necroappetens, 897 nucleotides. The record is from the annotation of a GenBank genome assembly. NCBI's taxonomy places the organism in Eukaryota, Dinophyceae, Suessiales, Symbiodiniaceae.